GACGACGUUGGUGUCGAUGUUUAUAGUUGUAUCGAUCCGCCCACCAGGUUCGGAAGUUGGCGCGAUGGCGGAUACCCAUGAAACCGUCCGUAAAAAACAGAAAAUGUCCAAAGUUUGGGAUCACUUCAGACUUAAAGAAUAUAACAUAGUGCAAUGUGACCACUGCCAAGCAGAACUGGCCUUCCACAGCAGCACGUCGACGAUGAUUUCCCAUCUGAACCGAAAGCAUCCAAUUGUGGUCUCCAGCUCAACGAGCGUCGACGACGCGAGCACACCACUCGGUCGCCCAUUUAUGUCAUGCUCUGUCAAAGAAGCUGCCUUACUAACGGAGAGCAUUUUGAAUAUGCUGGUCGCUGAUAUGCGCCCACUGUCCAUGGUUGAUGACAAGGGAUUUAGAAAGAUGAUUUCAACUUUCAACCCUAAGUACAGCAUGCCAUCAUUAACUUAUUUCACAAAUAUGAUGGAAAAGAAGCACCAAGAAAUGACAGCGAAAUUAGAAAAUGUCCUUCAGGACACAGAGUGUGUUGCUUUGACCACAGACUUCUGGACAAGUGUGGCCACGGAGGCCUAUCUCGGGGUGACGUGUCACUUUUUGGGGGAAGAUUGGGAGAUGAAGUCCCUCUACCUAACAACGAUGCGUCUCGAAGAGAGGCACGCAGCUGCCGAUAUUGCGGACUGGCUGGAGGAGACUGUCGCCAAAUUUCAUAUUCCAUUCACAAAGGUCAAGGUAGUUGUCCAUGACAAUGGGGCCAAUGUAGUGGCGGCGGCAGGAAUUUUGGAGGACAGGCAUGGCUGGGCAUCUCUGAGAUGCUCAGGGCACACUCUGAAUCUAGUUGUACAGAAUACGCUUAAAAACAAAGACACCAUUGCUAAUUGUGUGGAUUCUGCAAGAUGCUUGGUUGAACAUUUUAACAAGAGUGAACUGGCCUGUAACAAACUGAAAGAAAAGCAGCAAGAAAUGGGAAUGGUGCCACUCAUGUUGAUUCAGGAUGUAAGUACUCAGUGGAACAGCACAUAUCACAUGCUGUCCAGGCUCCUCGGACAAAGAUGGCCCGUGACCGCGGCUCUUUCCGAUCCUGAAGUCAAUACAAUAGCCAAACAGCACUACCUGGAUCUAAAUCCAGAGCAGUGGAGCCUCGGUGAGGAGCUGGCUCAGGUCCUAGGCCCAUUUGAAGGAGUGACAGAGUUUCUGAGUGGGGAACAAUAUGUUACUCUCUCUGCUCUUCCACAGCUAGUGCACAACCUCAAGAAAUCAACACUGAGUGUGGCAUUUAAAACUGCCUCAGUAAGGGCAUUCCAGGCUCAAGUGGCAGAACAGAUCACAGAGAGAUGGCAAAAACUGUUUUUAUUUCAACCGGAAGGUCCUAACACUGUCCUCCUGGCUGCCGCGUUGGACCCGAGGUUCAGAAAACUGAAGUUCUUGCCUGCUGAAGAUGUGUUUAAGGUCCAAUGCACAAUCCAAUCCAUGGCACUGGCUGUCAAAAAGAAAGCAAGAGAGUCAAAUGAAAGCGGAAAUGAAGUCACCGCCAAAUCAAAAGACUGUUUAGGUACCAAAUAUGGAUCAUUGCUCAAAAGUAUGCUGGGCUCAUCAUCAGACUCCAGCAGCAGCAGCGAUGAGGAGAAUGAGGAUGAGAAUGAGCAGCUACGUCAAGCGGUGCAAAGGGAGGUCUUGCAGUAUUUUGGAGAACAACCUCUCUCCAAGAAGGAGAAUCCACUACCAUGGUGGAAAACAAAUGCCAUUCGAUAUCCGACUUUGGCAAAGCUGGCCAAGUCGUUUUUGGCUAUCCCGGCGACAUCGACAUCCUCAGAGCGUUUGUUUUCUACUGCUGGAAACUUUGCCCCUAAGCGGAGGGCAAGUCUUAGUUCUGAGCAUGUCGAUAUGUUGACUUUUCUUCAUUGUAAUCAUAAGAUCUUGUAAUGUCUUGCAGUUCUAUGCAAAUGCAUCAAGACAAAACACACACAGGCUCACCCUACCUACCUCAUGGUGCCUUUCAGAAGUUUGGCUAGUGAUUACAACUACUAAGCCUAAAUGGGCUGGAACUUUAUUUUUUUCAUAUGUUGCCAUAUGUUGACCCAUAUUGUGUAUUGAAUCCGUUUUUAAACACAAAGUGAACUUUCCUUCCUUUGAUUUUUCUCUAUGGCAUUUAGUGAACAAUGUUUCGGUGUCCCAGUUAUAGACUUAGAUUUUUCACUUGUUAAAUGAAGGCGGCACGGUGGAACGACUGGUUAGAGCGUCUGCCUCACAGUUCUGAGGGCUGGGGUUCAAAUCCUGGCCCCGUCUGUGUGGAGUUUGCAUGUUCCUCCCCGUGCCUGCGUGGGUUUUCUCUGGGCACUCCGGUUUCUGCCCACACCUCGAAAACAUGCGUGGUAGAUUAAUUGAAGACUCUAAAUUUCCCGUAGGUGUGAAUGUGAGUGCGAAUAGUUGUUUGUUCAUAUGUGCCCUGCGAUUGGCUGGCAACCAGUUCAGGCUGUUCCCUGCCGCCUGCCCAAUGAUAGCUGGGAUAGGCUCCAGCACUCCCGCGACACUCGUGAGGAUAAGCGGCUCAGAAAAUGGAUGGAUGGACUUGUUGAAUGAACUUUUUUACAACUUUCUAAUUCAUUGAAAUGCACUUGUAGAUGCCACUCAUGCUUUAAAAAAUAUACAAAUUUCAAGUACCUUUUCAAACAAUAAUGCCCAAUUUUUACUGCACUGCUUGAUAUUGAGAGGAGCUAUUCAUAUUUUUUCUCCAGAUAAGCAAAAUUCCACCGAUUAGCUGAAGUAAGACUUGCCAGCUGAUUACGACUGGACUCAUCUACACCUAUGUUGUAACUUGUUUGUGCAGUCACAAUUGCACUGAGAGGUGUGUGCAGCUCCCAAUAGGUCAGUACUAUCAAUAUCUGCGAACAGAAAGCUAGCAUAGUAAGAAUUAAGAGGUUCUGUGCCAUAUCCUUUGUAAAGCAUAAUAGUGUUAAAUAAACACUGCAGUCACACCGGUUUCUUUUAUAUUUAAUUGUAUAUCAAUAUUUGAAGUUUUAAAAAGCAAACAUCUGUUAAUUACAGUAUUUUUCUUAUUAAGAAAACGGGGAUCAAUAGUUCAAAAACUUUACGUGAUCAGUUUUGGAUUCUGCACCCAAAAAUUUGUUAAAAUAGUUGUCAGACCCAACUCAACAAAAAUUGUGUUGUGCCUAACUUUUGAUGAGGUUCUUGGAUUUGAACACGUGCAAAACGGCUGUUGUGGACUAAUGAACUGAAUUCUUUACAAAUUUUUGUUUGUAAAUAAAAUUUACAAAAUAUUUGCAACGUAGUGAAAUAGUGUUUAGCACAUCUGCCUCACAGUUUUAAGGUUUGGGGUUCAAAAUCUUGGCUCUGACUGUGGUGUUUGUACAGGUGCAUCUCAAAUUAAAAUAGUAUUAAGAGAGUUCACUGUAUUUCGGCAUUGCGAUAGUGAACCUCAUAAAUUGUACUGAUUCAUUUAAAACAAGAAAAUACGUUUCAGAAGUUCAACGCCAACCUCAUUUCCUUUUUUCGGCAAUUUCUUGGAGAUGGUAAAAUAUUGGUUUUCUUAGCUGUAAGCUAAAAUCACCAGCCAUCCAUUUUCCGUACCGCUUAUCCUCACUAGGGUCGCAGGCGUGCUGGAGCCGAUCCCUGCAGACUCUGGGCGAGAGGCAGGGUACACCCUGAACUGGUCGCCUAUGGGCAAUUUAGAGGAAAUCGGAGUACCUGCAGAAAACCCACGCAGGCACAGGGAGAACACGCAAACUCCACACAGACAAGCCCGGAUUUGAACCUGGGUCCACAGAACUGUGAGGCAGAUGUGCUAACCACUGUCCUGCCCAUAAAACCACCAACAAAAAAUAAAAGUUUCCUCUGUGUCGUGAAUCUAUUUUUCAGUUUUUGAAUCGAACUACAGAAAUACAUGGUUUUCUAAUUCAAAUUUAUUUAGAUGCAUCUUUUUCUACAAUUGCUUGCAUGGGCUUCCUCCCACGUUCCUAAAACUGCUCUGGUUAUUCAUAUGUGCCCUGCGAUUGACUAGCGACCAGUCCAGUGGAACUUCACCUCUUGCCCAAAGCCAAGAGGGAUAGACUGCUGCUCACCUGCAACCCCACUGAGGACAACACUAAAGAUGGAUGGACAUUUUUAUAGUUUCCAGUUAUUAAUUUCAAGAAACUGCUCGAAAUCUCAUUUCCAUGAGUUUAUCCUUUUCAGGGUCACGGGAACCUGGACCCAAUCCAGGCUGGUUUAGGGCAAAAAGGAAGACGACACCCUGGAUUGGAAAUCAGGCAUUUACAGAGCACACAAGAUAGAUAUCCAUUAACACAGCCACUCAGUACGAACUGAAUCCAUGCUGUCUGCUGUUUAGUUGAAUUAAAAAAAUAAAAUAAUGAA
This is a messenger RNA of Phycodurus eques (leafy seadragon), 4366 nucleotides long. RefSeq names its product E3 SUMO-protein ligase ZBED1-like. The coding region runs from base 17 to 1918 and encodes 633 amino acids. The transcript is spliced from 2 exons. Gene Ontology annotation, molecular function: DNA binding; protein dimerization activity. NCBI's taxonomy places the organism in Eukaryota, Metazoa, Chordata, Actinopteri, Syngnathiformes, Syngnathidae. The record is from RefSeq and is a predicted model, not a curated record.